Molecule: messenger RNA, 2189 nt
Organism: Castor canadensis (American beaver)
Lineage: Eukaryota; Metazoa; Chordata; Mammalia; Rodentia; Castoridae
Biological process (GO): regulation of DNA-templated transcription
Source: RefSeq, a predicted model, not a curated record
GCAUUUCUCAGGUUUGUUUAUCUGUAUAGGCCGUCGGGUGCUGGGUACCCUGCCUCGGGUAACUGGAUCGAGACUACGGAAAGCAGCCGUUGUCCCAGCCACACAGGCGGGCCUGAGGCUUGGCGACGCCGCCAGUGGUGUCCGUGUCCCCGUUCCGCCUGCAGAAUACGAUGGCGGCGGCCGCGCCGAGGGACCCAGCUCAGGGUGUAACCUUUGAGGAUGUGGCCGUUUACUUCUCCCAGGAAGAGUGGGGGCUCCUUGAUGAGGCACAGAGAAUCCUGUACUGCAACGUGAUGCUGGAGAACUCUGAACUUGUGGCAUCCCUGGGUUACUGUCCUGGGACUGAGGAUGAUGUGAUUACUUCCGAACACAGUGUACCUAUAGAAGGAGUGCCAUGGCUCAGGAUUUCUAAGGCAAGUCUCUCUAUCCAAGAGCCUCAACUCUGUGAGAUGCAUGUCCCAGCCUGGGGAGAUGUUUUGCAUCAGGGUAAAGUCCAGUCCACAUCCUCUGUGCAGAAAUUGGGCAGCACAAGCACGAGAGGCUUCUAUUUCAGUGCAAACCUUCAUCAGCUCCAGAAGCAUUACAGUGGAGAAAAGCCCUGGGAAAACUCACUUGUGACAAGCUUCAGAUUCCUUGUGUUGGCAAAGCCUUUCACUUGUGGGGAGGAUGGGGAGGACUUCUUAGCCACUGUGGGCUUCCUUCAGCAGCAUGCCACUUGCAAUGGUGAACAUCCAGUAAGUAGCAGUAGCAAAUGUGGAGAAGUGUUUUGGAGUAGACAGAGACAUAACAAGGUGGGUGAAUGUAGAAAAGCUUCCAGUUACCAGCACACACUUGUUCAACAUCCGAGUAUCUGCCCUGAAGGGCUUUAUGAGCAGAGCAAAUGUGACAAAACCAUCACCUGCAAGUGCACACUUGUUCAGCAUCAGGGCAUUCAAAUGACACAUGAGUGUAGUGAACAUUGGAAAUCCUUUAGCAAAAAUUGUCACCUUGCACACAAGAGAAUUUGCACUGGAGAACGGCAUUGUGAAUGUAGUGAACAUGAGAAAGCCGUUACCCACAAAUCUGAACUCUUUCACUAUCGUAGACAUCACAGUGAAGCGGUGCAUUACGAGUGUGGGGAAUGUAGUAAAUCCUUUACCUGUAAGUCCAACCUCAUUGGACACCAGAGAGUUCACACUGGAGAAAGGCCUUAUGAGUGUAGUGAGUGUGGGAAAUCCUUUAGACAAAGCUCUGUCCUCUUUCAACACCAGAGAGUUCACACUGGAGAAAAGCCUUAUGAGUGUGGUGAAUGUGGGAAAUCCUUUAGACAAAGCUCUAUCCUCUUCCGACACCAGAGAGUUCACACUGGAGAAAGACCUUAUGAGUGCUGCGAAUGUGGGAAAUCCUUUAUACAAAUCUUCAAUCUCACUCGACACAGAAGAGUUCACACUGGAGAGAUGCCUUAUCCGUGCACUGAUUGUGGGAAAGCCUUUAGCUGCAAAUCUGAACUCGUUCAACACAAGAGAAUUCACACUGGAGAAAGGCCUUAUGAGUGCAGUGAAUGUGGGAAAUUCUUUAGACAGUUUUCUAACCUCAUUCGACAUCGGAGAGUUCACACUGGAGCAAAGCCUUAUAAAUGCAGUGAAUGUGAGAAAUCAUUUAGCCGCAAAUUUGUCCUCAUUCAACACCAGAGAAUUCACACUGGAGAAAGGCCUUAUAAGUGUGGGGAAUGUGGCAAGUCCUUUAUUCGAAAUUCUGACCUCAUUCAACACCAGAGAGUUCAUACUGGCGCAAGACCUUAUGAGUGUGGUGAGUGUGGGAAGUCCUUUAGACGACACUCUAGCCUCAUUCAACACCGGAGAGCUCACACUGGACAGAGGCCUUAUGAGUGUGGUGAAUGCGGGAAAUCCUUUAGCCAAAAUGCUAGCCUUAUUGAACACCAGCGAGUCCACACUGGAGAAAGACCUUAUGAGUGCAAUGACUGUGGGAAAUCGUUUAGCAAAAGGUCUAAUUUACUUCAACACCAGAGAGGUCACACUGGAGACAGGCCUUUUGAAUGCAGUGAAUGUGGGAAAUCUUUCACCCACAAAUCUGACCUCAUUCAGCACCAAAGAGUCCACACUGGAGAAAGGCCUUAUGAAUGCAGAGAGUGUGAGAAGUCCUUUACCUGCAAAUCUAGCCUCAUUCGACAUGAGAGAGUUCACAAUUAA